Molecule: messenger RNA, 957 nt
Organism: Candidula unifasciata
Lineage: Eukaryota; Metazoa; Mollusca; Gastropoda; Stylommatophora; Geomitridae
Source: the annotation of a GenBank genome assembly
AUGACACACAAUUCCGAGGGCACAUUAGACACUCGAAGUUUAGACUCCAGGAGUUCGUCCAGUAGCGGGUUACCUGCCGACCCAGACUUUGACUCCCCUGGAGGAAGAUAUUCACUUAGCGGGCCUUUGUUUUCUAAAUCUCCUCGUGCACCAACAAACUGGCGACGGGGUAGAUUACUAGGCUCUGGUGCCUUUGGCGAAGUGUUCCUCUGCUGUGACGCUGAUUCUUCUAUUGAGCUAGCAGUCAAGCAGGUGCAAUUAGGAAGUAUGAAUGCUGAAGUUUCCAAGGAAGUCAGGGCCUUAGAAAAUGAGCUUCAGCUUCUGCGUAACUUCCAGCAUGAGAGAAUUGUUCAGUACUAUGGGUGUCAGCAGGAGAGCAGUGUCUUAUCAAUUUUCAUGGAGUACAUGCCAGGGGGCUCUGUUCUGGACCACAUGAAACAGUAUGGAGCCCUUACAGAAAAUGUGACUCGUAAAUACACAAGACAGGUUCUACAGGGUCUUGCAUUCCUGCAUAAGAAUGUGAUUGUUCACAGGGAUAUUAAAGCUGCAAAUAUUCUGAGGGAUACUUUGGGAAAUGUAAAACUAGGAGAUUUUGGAGCAUCCAAGCGACUGCAGAACAUUACCAGCGCAACAGGCCUUAAGACAGCAAUUGGGACACCUCAUUGGAUGGCUCCAGAAGUUAUAAAUGGAGAGGGUUAUGGCCGCAAAGCUGAUGUCUGGAGCCUGGGCUGCACUGUUGUGGAAAUGCUUACUCAGAAACCUCCAUUUCCUGAAUACGAAUCGUUUGCUGCAAUGUUUCAAAUUGUGACUUCCAAACACCCAAAGUAUGAACUCCCGCCGAAUUCCUCAAUAGCACUAAAGGACUUUCUCCUGCACACUUUUAAACGAACCGGCCAGGAUAGACCGUCUGCUGAAGCUUUACUAGAUCAUCGAUUUGUGCGAGAAUUAACUUCUUAA